Durusdinium trenchii is the source of this 3346-nucleotide messenger RNA. NCBI's taxonomy places the organism in Eukaryota, Dinophyceae, Suessiales, Symbiodiniaceae. The record is from the annotation of a GenBank genome assembly.
CUAAUCAUGAAUGAGCGAAAACAUGGAUGAUGUGUGAGUGUGUCGCAAGAAAUUUCGCUUGGAUUCUGUUCACGAACGGCAUGCCUUCAUGUCCUGCCGUUCGUUGGCUCAGGGGUUUAUUUGGAUUUUAGUUGCCUGUUGCUGUGGUCCCUUGUUGACUCCAUGCCAACGCUGCCUGAUUUGGGCUUGGAGGCUGAUGGACUUCCUUCAGUUGACUUCGCCAUCAGGUCGCCAAAUGUCGAGGAGACAUCAUCAGAGGAGGGGUCGAUUCAUGCGGACUACGCAGCUGACGCACCAUCCAGGCGUGAGGCUGGCGGCUAUGUUGAUGAGAUCCAGCUCACCGAGAUGGAUGCGCCAAGUUCCCCGGGUCCUGAAAAAACCAGGGGUGUGCCAGGGUCACCGGCUCCCUUAGGUUUGGAAAGUGAAGCACUUAUGGGCAAUGGACAGGUGCGAAAUGACAGUGCGGCUCUCAAUGCCAUGCCAUCCCCAGUUCGAGGUCGCCGAUCUCUUUCCCCACCACGAGGAGCAGAACGGUCCGAAGCUCAUGACGCCUGCUCCGACACCCGCCAGGGGCGCACUUUGGACUUGAUGGAUGACAGCAUCAUGGGAGCGUCUCCUCGGACUGAGGAAUCAAUGGAUUCACUGGCUUCCUUUUUUGAAGAUGGCCACUACCAUGUUCCACUCCACGUGCCUGCGGGAGAUGAGCCACUCACAGAGCCUAGUCAACAGCAGCGGGACUGCCAUUCUGGUCGAGAUGAUGAGUCUCAUCACGUUCAUUGCUGCCAACAUGGCGUGCCUUGCACAAUUUCCUUUCCUAGCCCAGUGGCGCCAGCAGGACCUGGGUCAAGCGUCGGGCCACCUCAAUUUGGGCGCUACGUGCAUGAGACAGCCGUAGAAGUGGCGACUGCAACACCACCCGAUUCGCAGGACCUACUACGUGCACGAGUUCCUCGCAUUCCUGCCCCAACAGCUCACGAGUCUUUGGCCGAACUUCCAAGUUCGAGCUUGAGCCCCAGGAACCAUGCUGCGCCAUCCAGCGCCCCAAUGUGUCGCAGCGGCAGCAUGCCAGAAAUCCCAAAUGAUUCGGCACAGCAUGGAGUUGCCUAUGCGGAUGCUUCAUCUCAAGGAGGAGCUGGAGCAGCCUUUGAACGCACAAGUGCAGGAAGAUCGCGCCCAGCAGCUCCUGCACCGGAAGCACAUCCACCCAGGAUUCAAAGUGCAGGACCUAUGCCAGCAGAUGCUGAAGGUGGAGGCCGAUUUGGCGCAGAAAUGAGGACUGAAGGUCAAGCAUUCCCGGCAGCAAGUGGGUAUCGCCCAGGAUUUUCUGGGCAUCCCAUGGUGGCUGGCAUUGCACCACAGAGUCGAGGAUGUGGCGGCCCAUCUCCUGUAUCACACCCGCUGAAUCACGCGGCCAUACCGUUCCAAGCACCUCAGUCCUUCACAGCGUCAAGGGUACCAUUUCAUCAGGACAUUUCUGGAGUUUUGCCGGCGGUCCACCCUUCAAUGGUAGGAGCAGUUUCACCAGGACAAGCUUUGAGCCAAGGUCCAAUUUCAACGCCUCAGCUUCCACCAGGGCAAAGACCAGGUGUUGCUAUGCCGUGGGCAAUGCCCUCACCUCAUGUUCCGCAGAGCCAUGGUUCAUUUCCUAUGCACACCACCUUUCCAGGACCGAUGCCACCUGUGCAAAUCGGGGCCGCUGGACAUGGUGGAGUUGCCCGAGUUGCCACAGCAAAUGAAGCAGGAGCACAGGCGCUGCCAAGAGAAGGGCUGCGGACCACUGGGCCAAUGCCCAUGGAAGCUGACUCGCCUUUGGCUGGUCAAGGGCAUGCACGCACGGAGCUUGGAUCAGGUAUCAAUAGUGGUUCUGGUGUUGCUCCUCCUCCUUCUGGUCCUUGUUUUAGUGCGGCCGGAGCCGCACAAGUGCUCAGGACAGAAGCGGCGAUGCCAGACACAAGGCCUUCAGCUGCACGUGUAGUGCCUCCAGCUGCUACACAGGUAUCACAGACAGAAGGCCGUCUUCCUCCAGCUGAACGGGAGCCACAGACCGAAGAAAGGCCUCAGGAGCAUGCAGUGCAGAACCUCAGCCAGGGUCAACUAUUCUCGCAGGAGGGCGCAUCGGAAGCGGAAGACAUGCGCCACAGCUUGGAAGUGGCAGGGUCUCCUGCGCAGUUCCUGUCGCCAAUUGCACCUUCUUACCUUCCUGAUGUGAACAGCGCUGAGGAUGCUUCACGUCAGUUGGAAACACCCCCCCCACAUCGAAACGAUGGAGAGGGGACAGCAGACAACUCCAGAAAACCCACGUUUGAAAAGAAAGCGGGGACAACAGGAGCCAAUUCGACUGCCAAAGGAGGGCGGCUACAAGCUGGUGCAAGUUGACAUGGACGAGGUUCAUAGCUGCAACCAGGCUGGAAGGCCAAAGAGAAAGCAGAUAAGGGUGUUGAAGAGCUGGCAAAAUGAAAGAGUGGUUUACCAACGGACGGCUGGAUCUGCUUGUCCAACUAUUUGUGGUGUGAUGGUUGCCCAGCCUGUGGAGAAGGACCAUGAAGCUAUUCCUUUACAACUCCACCUUGGUGAAGAUCCAAUUCAAAAGGCAGUGGCAUCCAUGCAGGACAAGGGCUGGAGCCCUGUGCCAAGCAAUCGAUCUGACUCAACCUUCAUGUUUGGACAAAGUGAGGAGGAGAAGAUGAAUGGUGAAGUUGCCGCUGAUGUGCCGGACCCCAAACCAGUCAGAUCUCACGGUUCACACUUGAGAAGUGUUGAGAGGAUGGCGGAGGUGGCCAGCGAUGCAGCUGCUGCCACUCUUGCAGAGGCUACUCCUCCUCGUGCUCGGUCCAGUCACACCACGUCGGGCUUUGUCCGCGUUCCCAUCGCAGCUGGCUCUGCACAUGCUUGCGAGAUCAAGGUUGGCAUAGACAAUGGACACUGGAUGAGUUGUGACAUCAAGAUCCCUCCAAGGUCUUUCAAUACGCCAGAGGAGCUGGCUGCAAGCAGAUCACUCUUGAUCUACGUUGCGCAUUGCCAAGAGGGCACUUUUUCGGCAGCUGUGGAUGGGAGCCUAGUGACCCUUGCAACAGGCAGCUCAAUGGUCAUUCGGCCAGGGCAGGCAUAUUGCCUCAGAAAUGAUUCUGACACAGUAGCUGCCCGCUUGAAGAUGGUGCUGAUCAAUUCGCGAAGGAGCGGAAUGUGAUGGGUUUCUGGAUGAACCGACGAUCCUGUCUUUGACAGCAUGAGCACCUCAAGGGGUCAUGGUGCCGGAACAUUCGGGGUGGCAGGCGAUCGGAAAAGAGUAGCAGUGCCGUGCCAUUGCCGACAACAGCGCUUGCAUAUGAGCCCUUUUGUGUUGGAC